This is a messenger RNA of Salmo salar (Atlantic salmon), 2144 nucleotides long. Its product is annotated as yjeF N-terminal domain-containing 3. NCBI's taxonomy places the organism in Eukaryota, Metazoa, Chordata, Actinopteri, Salmoniformes, Salmonidae. Gene Ontology annotation, cellular component: mitochondrion. Gene Ontology annotation, molecular function: NAD(P)HX epimerase activity. The record is from RefSeq and is a predicted model, not a curated record.
CUGUGCGGCCCCAGAUUCUGCCUUCCAGCUCACAUCGACGGAGUGAUUCUGUUGAGCGGUGCCAAACAUUGGCUACCCUUCAGACUCCUUUAAGCCUUGUUGGGGAAUUUCAACCAAAGAAACUUGUUUCCCGUUUUAGCCUGCUAUUCAGUGAGAUUCAGUCAUUGUUGUGUAAAGAGUAUUAAGGUCUGGGAGUGUGUGUUGGGUAGACCACCCUGUAUGUUAAGCAGCUGCUCUUCAUUGUGCUGGCACCUGUAAUAACAGGAGGCCUGACUGGGCAGCGGCCAGUAGAGGCAUGGACCAUCUCCAAGCUUAUUCAGGAGGGCACAAUAUAACAGAAUGCCCAGACGCAAGAUAGAACUGUGUUGUCUAGAACCGACUCUUGUGUGAAGUAGAAUCUCUUAUCUAAGGUUAUUUGUGCAUGUUAUUAUUUCCUUGUGGUUAAGGUUGGGGCAGGAUAAGAUGAUCCUAGAUCUGUUCAUGUUUCCCUAAAUUUUGUCUCCUUCAACAAAGAAAGUGGCCAGCACUGGUCACUGCACCCAGACUAUGUUCAACAUUCACACUGAAAGAAUGAAACCCGUGACAGAUGGAAAGAGGCUUGCCCUUUCCUUCAGUUAUUUUCAGCCUCUCGCCGUUUCUGGAUGACAUACCUCUGUCUUCUGUUGGAAACACUGCUUCAUUAUGUGUUUGCAGAUAAAGAAGUGAGAAGCAUCAAUGCUGUGAUUUUAUGUCCAGUUCAUCAGUGGGGGCUCAAAUUGGUAACUAAGUCCCUGCAUCUGGCACACACCCCUCCCAGCUGCUUUGCUUUCCAGCUGUGUGUGUGUGUGUGUGUGUGUGUGUGUGUGUGUGUGUGUGUGUGUUUACCCCUUGCUUUAGUUGGACUGAGCUGUUGACUUUGAACCAAUCAGAUUCGCCCAUGGUAAUUCCUGGAAGGGCAUUACCACUCAGACUGGAUGUGUGCAUCAAUGUGAGUUUGAGAGACGAAAGACUAACAGAAGAAAGAGCAAGGAAGGGAGCUAGACCAAAAAAAAUCUAAUUUGCUCCAGAGUUACAACUUGCUCUCUCCCUGUCACACAUUCUGAAGAUGGACUACAGCUGUUCUAAGCUAGAGACACCCAGAAAGCCUCUCCGCUACCUCAGUAAUGAGGAGGCUGCGGUCUUGGAGGCAGAGUUAUUGAGAGAGUAUCGCUUUGGACCGCAGCAACUGAUGGAGAUCUGGGGCCAUGCCUGUGCCAUCGCUAUCACCAAGGCCUUCCCCCUGAGUUCCCUCAAGAGGCAUCCUACAGUGUUGGUGAUCUGUGGUCCCAGUCAGAAUGGCUGUAUUGGUCUGGCCUGCGCUCGCCACUUACGCAUGUUUGACUAUAUGCCCACAGUGUACUACCCCAAGCGCUCUACUCUGGCCCUGCACCGGGACUUUACAGUACAGUGUGAGAAAACGGACAUCCCUUUCCUCUCAUUUCUUCCCGCAGAGGUGCAGCUGAUAAACGAUGCGUAUAACCUGGUGGUGGAUGCCAUCUUGGGGCCAGAGACGGAGCCGUCUGAUAUCAGUGAGCCCUACAGCAGCAUCCUGCUCGCCCUCAGACACAUCCGUAUCCCCAUCGCCAGUGUGGACAUCCCCUCAGGGUGGGACGAGGCCAACGUUGACUGUAUAAACCCGACAGUGCUCAUCUCCCUCAUGGCACCAAAGAAGUGUGCCGUCGGUUUCAGUGGGACACAUUACCUGGUGGGACGCAUCCUGCCCUAUGACAUCCAGAGGAAGUAUGAGCUCAAUGCGCCAGACUACCAUGGCACAGACUGUCUGGUUGAGCUAGGGUAAACAAACAGAUGCUCUGUUUUUCCAAGGGUUUGAUCAAAUAUUUAGAAGUGUAGACCUUCCUUCAUCCUUGAGGUUAUCUACUGAGUAAAUAGUAUUGCUUUCACCAAACAUUUCACAUCAGAUCAAGGGAAGAAGGAAGGAUGCCUUAUUUGUAAUGAGUAUAUGUAGCAGAUAUCUCUUAGUGUAACAAGGAAAUAGAGCUUUCUGUAUAUUCAUCUCAGAAAACCGGUCAGAUUGACCCGCGAGGUUCUAAACCGUGAGGAAGUUUGCACAGGUGUAUAAGAUAUGAUGUAACGUUUGCCAAAAUAAACAUGAGCUGUUAAUAAUU